AAAUUCAAAGUUUUCAGAACGUAGCUUUACAAUAUACAAGGAAUUUCUACAUAUUUGUCGCAUCUGUUGUCGCCUCGCAGGAGUAUUCAUUCCCUCUCAAGUUUCCAACAUACGAGGAGUUUCUGCACAUUUAUCAGAGCUAUUGCCAAAGUAUUUAAACUUUCUCGAGUCACCCGUGAUGGAAGCAUUUGUGGGAAUUCUCGUAGAUACUUUGAAUUCCAUGAUCGAGAAGGAGCUUGGAUUGCUUUGUGGCGUUGCAACCAACAUGCAAAAGCUUUCAAGCUUGCUCUCCAACAUCAAGGCAGUGCUUGAAGAUGCUGAGCAGAAGCAAUUCACAAACAAGGCAAUACAACUCUGGUUUCAGAAGCUCAAUGGUGUUGCCUAUGAAAUCGAUGAUGUAUUGGAUGAUUACGCCGCUGAAGUCUCAAGAGUCAAGUACAAAAAUUCUGGGCGUUUUAGUUUGAUGUGUUACCCUGUAGCAGGAAACUUAGUGUUUCGUCACAGGAUUGGGACAAAGAUGAAGGAGAUCCUUGAAAAUUUUAAUGCAAUAGCUAAAGAGCGAAAAGAGCUUGGUUUAAGUGAUCAAAGGCGUGGGAGCUAUUUCAAUGCAAGCCGUGAGACUGGAUCCAUAGUAAAUGAACCUGAAAUUCUUGGAAGGGACGAGGAAAAAGAGCAGAUUGUAUACAUCUUGAUGAAAGAAAAGGAUAGAGAUGAUCAGAAUGUAUCAGUUCUCCCUAUGGUAGGUGUUGGAGGCCUUGGAAAGACAACACUUGCCCAACUGGUGUUUAAUGAUGAGCGCAUAGCCAACCAUUUUGAGCCAAAACUCUGGGUUUGGGUUUCAGAGGAUUUCGAUAGGAAGAGGAUUAUAAAAGCCUUAAUUAAUUAUAUACAAAGGACUCCUACUGAAGAAUUAGAAUUGGCUCCUCUCCAAAGAAAUCUUCAAGAGUUGUUGAGAGGGAAAAGAUACUUGAUUGUACUAGAUGAUGUCUGGAAUGAGAAUCCAGAGGAAUGGGAGAAACUGAAAUCUGUUCUGCAAUGCGGAUCAAAAGGUAGUUCAAUUGUCACGACAACUCGCAUGGAGAAGGUUGCCACAAUAAUGGGCACAUUACGAACAUAUUAUCUGUCGAGUUUGUCAGAGAAUCAGUGUUGGUCACUAUUUAGGCAACGGGCAUUUGGCCGUCAAGAGGCUGAAGAAUAUCCUAACCUUGUAGUUAUCGGAAAAGAGAUUGUGAAAAAAUGUGGUGGUGUUCCGCUGGCUGCAAAGGCUCUUGGAGGCUUUCUACAAUUUAAAAGGGAAGAAAAUGAAUGGAACUCUGUGAAAUGCAGUGAGCUUUGGAACUUACCUGAAGAUGAAACACAUAUCUUGCCUGCAUUGAGAUUGAGCUACCUUAAUCUUCCGGUAGAGUUGAGAGGUUGCUUUGCAUUUUGUGCUAUGUUUCCCAAGGGCUCUAAAAUUGAAAAAGAGGAGGUAAUACAUUUGUGGAUGGCAAAUGGAUUGAUUUCAUCUAAUGAAACAAUGGAAGUGGAACAUGCAAAUGGUGACGCUGUGCUGACUGAACUACAUUAUAGAUCAUUGUUCCAAGCAGUGAAGAAAGAUGAGUUUGGCAGUGUCCUUACUUUUGAGAUGCAUGACCUUGUCCAUGAUCUGGCUCAAUCAGUAAUGGAGGCGAAACAUGGUGGGACAAAGUCAAAUAGAACCAUGAUAUUGGGUAUGCCGUAUGAUCAGCUAACAGUGGCUUUUCCCAUUACAAGCACAGGCAUUGACCAGUUUUCUUCUUUCUUGUCAAAAUGUGGUUCCCUGAGAGCGCUCAUUGUAAGGUCAACAUCGUGGAUAGGAAACUUUACGAAGUUGCCACCUGCAGUAAGCAAACUGAAACAUUUAAGGCAUGUAAAUCUUUCAGGAUCUGACAUUGUUGAACUACCCAAUUCAAUUUGUGACUUGUGGAAUUUGCAAAUUUUGAACCUAAAUGACUGUGGCAAUCUUCAGAGUCUACCCAAAGGCAUGAGAUUCCUCAGAAAUCUUCGACUUCUUUGUCUACACGAGUGUUGGAGUUUGACUCACAUGCCAAGUGGAAUUGGGAAGUUGACUUGCCUGCGGACGUUGAGUAUGGUCGUCCUGGAUGACAAAAAAGGCUUCCAAAUAAGUGAGUUGCGAGACUUAGAUAUGCUUAGAGGAGAGCUAUCAAUUUGGCACCUUGAGAGCAUUAAAGACAAAAAGGAUUCAGAAGAAGCUUGCUUAAUUAAAAAACAAAGUCUCCGCAAGUUGAAUUUGUAUUGGGUUUCUAAAAGAACGCUUCGACGGUACAAUGAUGAGGAAGUGCUUGAAGCCCUCAAACCCUGCCCCAACCUUCAAUUGCUGCGUAUAGGAGGCUUCAAAGGUUCAUCAUUUCCAUCUUGGAUUUCAACUGUAACAGAAGUUGAUGUGCUGGAAAGUGCAGCGGAGUACAUAAUUGGGGCCCAGGAGAUUACCACCGCUGCUGCUACAAGGUCCCCGUCAUUGAAACAACUAUACCUAGAGGACAUGCCCAACCUAAAAGGAAUGUUAGGAAGAGAAGUCCAAGGUACUCUCGGGGUAUUCUCUCAACUUCAAUCCUUGUCUUUCUUCAAUUGCCCAACGUUGACAUUGCCUUUGCCACAUAUGCCGUCCUUAAACAAGUUACACGUCAAUAUGUGCAUCAACAUGGCAUGGGCUUCAAUCUGCAAUCUCACUUGUCUUAAAUUCCUUAAAAUUGAGAGGAUUGAAGGAUUGAGUUGUUUUCCAGAAGAGAUGCUACAAAAUCUUAGUCUUCUUGAAUCCCUAGAUAUUUGGAAGAUGAAGGAUUUGCGAACCUUACCCAGAAGUUUGGCUUGCCUCACGGCUUUGAAGAAGUUGAAUAUCUGGAAUUGUCCCGAGCUGGAGUCUCUGCAAGAAGAAGGAUUGCGAGGCCUUGCUUCUUUGCAGGAACUCCGUUUGGUCAACUGCUAUAAUUUGGUGAGCCUCUCAAUGGGGACUAAAGCCCUCAAAUCCCUGACUCAUCUAAGCAUCCAAUGGUCAAACGCGACAGCUCUGCCAGAGGAAGUCAAACAUUUCCCCGCACUACAAAAACUAGAACUGAUUGGUUUUCCCAAUCUAACUUCAUUGCCAGACUGGUUUGGAGACUACCUCACUUCUCUUCGACACCUGACACUACGCAAUUGUCAGAAGCUUGAAACACUUCCAUCCAGCAUUCAAAAGAUGACAACACUCCAAAGUUUGACUAUACGUCAGUGCGAUCUACUGGGACCAUGGUGCGAUCUGGAAAUUUUGUAA
Coffea eugenioides is the source of this 3289-nucleotide messenger RNA. RefSeq names its product putative disease resistance protein RGA1. The record is from RefSeq and is a predicted model, not a curated record. The coding region runs from base 179 to 3289 and encodes 1036 amino acids. The transcript is spliced from 3 exons. Gene Ontology annotation, biological process: defense response to other organism. NCBI's taxonomy places the organism in Eukaryota, Viridiplantae, Streptophyta, Magnoliopsida, Gentianales, Rubiaceae. Gene Ontology annotation, molecular function: ADP binding.